This is a messenger RNA of Cyprinodon variegatus (sheepshead minnow), 555 nucleotides long. Its product is annotated as tetraspanin-8-like. Gene Ontology annotation, cellular component: membrane. NCBI's taxonomy places the organism in Eukaryota, Metazoa, Chordata, Actinopteri, Cyprinodontiformes, Cyprinodontidae. The transcript is spliced from 7 exons. The record is from RefSeq and is a predicted model, not a curated record. Bases 100 to 555 code for a protein of 151 amino acids.
AAAGGAGCAGACUGAGAGGAACAAACAGGUGAAGCUGGUUUGCUUUGAUUGUUUGCCUGCUGCUUUCUGCCUGUGAGGAUCCAGUCUGAGAAAGGAGCCAUGGCUGUCAACCAGUGUGUCAAAUAUCUGCUGUUCCUCUUCAACCUGCUGUUCUGGAUCUGCGGCUGCAUCAUCCUGGGAGUUGGGAUCUACCUGAAAGUCAGCAAAGAUGGAAACUCUAUUACAGAACAAUAUCUUCCUAGCUUUGAGCUAAUGAUCGCCAUCGGGGUGAUCAUCAUGGUGCUUGGCUUCCUGGGCUGCUGUGGAGCUUACAGAGAGAACCGCUGCAUGCUGCUAGUGUUCUUCGUCCUUCUGUUGAUCAUCUUCGCCCUGCUGUUGGCUGCGGGCAUCCUGGCAGCUGUCGAGGAGGGCAGGGUGAGAGAAUGGGUGGAGGAAAAGCUGAAGGAGCUUAAGCCACUUGCAAGUCAGCCACAAAAUGUUAAAGAUGACCUUGAGAAACUGCAGAGGGAGUUGAAAUGCUGUGGACUCACAGAGGGACCAAUUGAAUGGAAGUAA